This is a messenger RNA of Thyridium curvatum, 3581 nucleotides long. RefSeq lists its product as uncharacterized. Gene Ontology annotation, cellular component: GARP complex. The transcript is spliced from 7 exons. Gene Ontology annotation, biological process: retrograde transport, endosome to Golgi; carbohydrate metabolic process. Gene Ontology annotation, molecular function: chitin binding. The annotation marks the transcript as partial. The record is from RefSeq and is a predicted model, not a curated record. Lineage: Eukaryota; Fungi; Ascomycota; Sordariomycetes; Thyridiales; Thyridiaceae.
AUGAGCUCUUCCUCGUCGCGCAAGUCGCGCAUGAAAAGCGUCUCCAAUGUCAUGUACACCAAUGCUGUGUACUUUCCAAACUAUAUGAUAUACAAGGGAGACACGCCCGGCCAGCUGAACUAUGGCUGCAUCAGUCUCGUCUAUUACGCCUUUGCAAACAUCGCAGCAGACGGGGCCAUCUUUCUCAGCGACGAGUGGGCAGACGCUGGAGUGCCUUGCGAUGGUGUACAAGGCGGCCUCGGCUCCUUGAUGCACCUCAAGCAGAAACACCCGCACCUGCAGGUUGUCCUGUCUGUUGGCGGAGGUGCCACAGCAGAGUCGUUCCCAAUCGUGGCGGCAAGCCCCGUUAUGAGGGACAACUUUGCUCGAUCGGCCCUUGGCCUGGUUGAGGCGUCGGGCCUUGAUGGUGUUGAUAGUGCGGCUCCCCAUGCAACUCGCGCCCAGGGCGCUGAUUUCUUGGCGCUAUUGGCUGCAGUCCGCAUCCACCUGACCGAGGACCGCUACUUGCUCACCGCUGCUUUGCCGGCCGGGAAGGCGGUUCUGCAGAACGUCGACCUGAAGCGCGCCGCCGACUACCUGGACUUUGUCAACCUCAUGGCCUACGACUUCUUCGGCCCGUGGACGCACAAGUGUGGGCACCAGGCUCAGCUGUAUUCCACUGCCAAGGACGAGACGUCGGGGUCGUCUGGGGUCCAAUACCUGAUUUCGCACGGCUUCCCGGCAAAGAAGAUAUUACUAGGCAUCUCCCUGUACGGGCGGAGCUUCCUGAACACGUCUGGUCCUGGUCACAAGUUCAAAGGCUCAGGCGGUGAGGACGGAGCGUUUGAGUAUCGAGAGCUUCCUCGCCGGGGUGCCAAGGAGCAGGUCGACAAACGGGUCGUUGCGGCCCAGUGUGUCGGUGGAGAUGGCGGCUUCGUGAGCUACGACAAUCCGGACACAGUCAAGGUCAAGGCAGGUUUCUGUCGACAAAAGGGCCUAGGUGGCAUCUUCUACUGGACGGCGCCAGCAGACGCCAAAGACAGCUUCCGAGUCGCCUACCAGCUCUGGAGCCGCACCCCUGUAGCUGCUACAGCCCCCCAGACCUUAGGCGCCUCGACGGACCCUAUUGGCUCGGCUGGUGCCGUCUGGGACACUGGCCAACUGGGCUUGCCGCGUCAACGUGGCUGUUACCACUCGAGCCACUACUCCGUACGCAGCAUGGACGGCACAGCAGUCGUUGGUUCGGCGGCUCUGGAUGCAGGCAAGUCACAUUCCGUUCCAUCAGUUCACAAAUGUGGGAGUCGUUUAAAGCUAACAACGGUGCUGGAAACAGCCGACUACGAUCCGAUCAACCAUCUCAAUGCCCUCUUCGCCCAGCCGUCUUCCGUGCAGGCCAUUGCGCGCGUCUCCGACACCCUCCGCACCCACAAUGACGGCCUCUCCGCCUCCAUCACCGCCCUCGAGACCGCGCAGGCGUACGGGCCCGACUCGUCGCUCGAGCGCAUGCAGUCGGCGCAGGCCGAGCUCGCCUCGCUCUUCCGCCGCAUCGAGAGCGUGCGCUCCCGCGCCCUGCAGACGGAGCGCGACAUCACCACCAUGACGGCCGACAUCAAGCGCCUCGACGGCACCAAGCGCAACCUCACGCUGUCCAUGACGGCCCUCAAGCGCCUGCAGAUGCUGACGACGGCCUACGAGCAGCUGCAGGGGCUGGCGCGCACCCGCCAGUACCGCGAGUGCGCGGGCCUCCUGCAGGCCGUCCUGCAGCUCAUGCGCCACUUCAACAGCUACCGGUCCAUCGAGCAGAUCGCCGUCCUGAGCCGCGGCGUGUCCGAGCUGCAGCGCGAGCUCCUCGAGCAGGUCUGCGAGGACUUUGAGAUGGCCUUUGCCAAGGGCGAGGUCGGCCUGCGGCGGCCCGUGCUGGUCGAGGCAUGUCUCGUCAUGGACGCCCUCGGUGAUACGGCCCGCUCGAGGCUGGUGACCUGGUACGUCAACACGGAGCUGCGGGAGUACCGUCAAGUGUUUCGCGGCAAUGACGAGGCCGGAAGCUUGGACAACAUAGGCAGGAGGUACGCGUGGUUCAAGAGGAUGCUCAAGACGCAUGAGGAGGAGCAUGCGGCCAUCUUUCCCGCUCACUGGCGGGUCAACGAGAUGCUGGCCAUGGCGUUUUGCGACGGCACCAGGGAAGACUUCAAGGGGAUCUUGGAGAGGAGCAUGCGCAGGACGGAUGGCGCGAAACUCGACGUCAACCUGCUGUUGAGCUGCUUACAGGAGACUAUGGACUUUGAGCACGGCCUGGAGAAACGGUUCGCAAGCGAGCUUCCCAGAGCCAGUAUCGACACGUUGAGCUCGGCCGACGAAAGAACGCAGAGCUUCCACGGUUCGAUAUCGGUCGCCUUUGAGCCCUACCUCAGCCUCUGGGUUGACGCUCAAGACAGGCAGCUGGCGGCUCUGAUACCGAAGUACCGGAACCAAUCUUUGAUCGCCGAGGACGAGGAGUUUUCUCCCCAAGCAGUCAUUCCCUCCGCCAUUGAGCUAUUCCACUUCUACAAGACCACGCUAUCCCAGUGCGCCAAGCUCUCGACCGGUGAUCGCCUCUUGGAUCUCGCCAAGACGUUGGCCAGGUACCUUGACGAGUACGCGAACCAGGUUCUGGACGGCUUCCUCAAGAAGGGUGGCCAUCAUGGGCCUUCGAUACAGGAUACUAUCAUCGUGUUGAACACGGCAGACUUCUGGCACAUAAACACUGAGCAGCUGGAAGAGAACAUCAAGAAGCGGAUCGAUCCGGAGCUCGCCUCAAAAGUCGAUCUGUCAUCGCAGUCGGACAACUUUAUGCGCGUCGCCAUGUCGGCGGUGCUCUCGCUCGUGAACAAGGUCAAGAUCGACUGUGAGGGAGCCUGGCGCGAGAUGAAGAACACCAAUUGGAGCAAGAUGGAGAGCGUCAGCGACCAUAGCUCUUACGUCGGCGAGCUUCUUAAGCACAUCAACGAGAAAGUGGCAGAGAUCCUCCCCCUGGUGGUCAAGCACCAGUACGCCAGGGCCUUUUGCGACAACCUCGUCGAGCAGAUUGCGACGGCCUACAUUGAGACUGUUGUCCUCUGCCGGCCCGUGUCAGAGGUUGCUGCUGAACAGAUGCUUCUGGACAAGUACGUCCUCACCAAGGACUUUGAGAAGCUCCUCUCCCAUCAAAACCCGCCCUCGUCCUCGUCACCCGACCCCAACGCAAAGGCGCCAGCCCCGCCUGCCGGCUUCGUCAAGCGGGUGAACCAGGCCAUGGGCCGGAUCGACCCGCUCCUCAAGACGCUCCAGGUCCGGCCGUCCCCGCCCGAGGGCCUGGUCCAGGCCUACCUCAUCCACGUCGGGGACCGCUCGGACACCAACUUCAAGAAGGUCCUCGAGCUCAAGGGCGUCCGCAAGGCGGACCAGUCGCACCUCAUGGAGCUCUUCGCCAUCCACCGGGACGGCGCCUCGGGCCGCGACAAGCUCGUCCAGAACAGCCCGCUGCUCACGCCGCUCAUGGCGGGAGGCGGCGCGGGCGGCGUCGCCGCGGGAGCGCUCGGCGGCGCCGGCUUCGUGGGCGCUGCCGCGGCCGGCGGGGCGCAGGC